CAACUCAAAAGCGUCGUUGGUUGUCUCUACUCGUAGUCGUCUCGUCGGAAAUAUAGCAGGAACAGUUCUUUGCAUCUUCGGCACAGAUUCAUUCUGCGUAAAGAAGAUUUAUCUGCACGUUCGGAUAUUCUGUCAAACAUUGGCAUACCAAAAGCUAGUUGUGGUUUACUGAAACAUUGUUUUUGUUUAGGCUACGUUUUGGUAGAUUUAUUUUGCAUCAAGUUGGGCGCACUGAGACUGCAGUCAUGUCGAUGAGGAUUCUUCUAGGUUAUUUUCGGUCUGGCGUUGCUGUUUCCAAGAAAGCCAAGGGUCUAUCGAGACGGACAAACAUAUUUGUCUCUGGACAGCAGAGCUGCGCCAUCCAUGUGGACCACCCUCCCGUGGAGCCGACCCUGACCACCAGCUAUGCCCACGGGACGUCCACCCGCUCCUUGAUGUCCAGCACCGUUGGUGAGGCCCUACAGGCCGCCGUGGAGAGGUACCCAGAGCGCGAGGCCAUGGUCUUCAUGCAGGACGGCAUCCGGAAGACCUUCGCCCAGUUCCAACAGGACGUGGACCAGGCUGCGGCAGGUCUUUUGGCACUCGGGAUGAAGAGAGGUGACAGACUUGGCAUGUGGGGUCCCAACACGUACGAGUGGAUCCUCAUGCAAUUCGCUACAGCCAAAGCUGGCAUCAUCCUGGUGGCGGUCAACCCAGCCUAUCAGCUGCAGGAGGUGGAGUUUGCACUCAGGAAGGUGGGGGUUAGUGCUGUCGUAUGCCCCUUCCAGUUCAAGACGCAGCGGUACUACGACAUGCUAAAGCAGCUCUGCCCCAACAUGGACACAGCCGGCCCUGGUGGCAUCAAGAGCAGCAGGCUGCCGGAGCUGAGAUGGGUGAUCUUGACGGACUGCGAGCAGCCAGGUACACUCCACCUGAGCCAGGUGUUUGAGGCGGCAAGUAGCCAGUACGUGCAGCAGUUGGAUGAGCUGCAGAAGAAGCUAAACUGCGAUGACCCCAUCAACAUUCAGUUCACCUCGGGUACCACGGGAGCACCGAAAGGGGCCACUCUGUCCCAUCACAACAUCGUCAACAAUUCGUACUUCAUAGGCGUUCGAGUGGGCUAUCAUUGGAGGCCCCACGUAAAGAUUUGUCUCCCCGUCCCUCUCUACCACUGUUUUGGUUCGGUGGGGGGGGGCCUCGUCAUGGCCGUGCAUGGAGCAACUCUGGUGUUCCCGUCGCCCGGCUACGACAGCCGUGCCAACCUGGCAGCCAUACAGGCCGAAAGGUGUACCUUCUUGUACGGCACUCCUACCAUGUUCAUCGACAUGUUGGGCCGGCCUGACCUGUCCACAUAUGACCUGUCGUCUGCUGAGGGAGCAAUAAUGGCUGGUUCCCCAUGUCCAGCAGAAGUGGUGUGUAAGGUGAUCAAAAUGAUGGACAUCAAAGAGCUAUCGAUCGCCUAUGGCACCACGGAGAACAGUCCGGUGACCUUUGUAGGUUUCUCUGUGGACAGCAUGGAGAGGAGGACGGAGACUGUGGGCUGCAUUGCCCCCCACACUGAGGCCAAGGUAGUGGACCCGACCACCAGGAAAGUGGUGCCGCUGGGGAGCCAGGGAGAGCUGAUGAUCCGGGGCUACUGUGUCAUGCUCGAGUACUGGGCAGAUCCGGACAAGACCGCCGAGUGCAUCGGUAAAGACCGCUGGUACAAGACAGGCGACAUUGCCUGUAUGGAUGCAUAUGGCUACUGCAAAAUCGAAGGGCGCAUCAAGGACAUGGUCAUCCGUGGAGGAGAGAACAUCUACCCUGCCGAGAUCGAACAGUUUCUGCACACACAUCCCAAAGUUCAGGAGGCCCAGGUGAUUGGCGUGACAGAUGAGCGAAUGGGAGAGGAGGUGUGUGCCUGCAUCAGACUGAAGGCGGGCCAGGAAUGCACCGCAGAGGAAAUCAAAGCCUACUGCAAAGGAAAGAUUUCACAUUUCAAGAUUCCACGCUAUGUGCUUUUUGUUGAGGGCUACCCUCUCACGGUCACAGGAAAGAUUCAGAAGGUCAAACUGCGAGAGUUGACAGAGAAGCAACUGGGACUUUAGUGUUGUCGGAAAGGAAAAUCCAUCAUGGGACACAACGCGGGAAAACAACAGACACUUGUGUCUAAAUACUGUACUUCUUGAAUUUCCCCUAGGGAUCAAUAAAGUAUAUCUAUCUACUGGGCAAAACUAUCCACACACCAUUCUGAAUAAGCUGGUGCUGACCAAGCAAAAACAAACACUAAACUCUCACUAAACAGACAAAAUUAUUAGACAUACCCGCAGUCAGUCCUGUAGAGCUGACCCUGAACAUUUCAGAGUGAAUGGUUGGAGUACAAAUCUGUGAACACAACAGGACACAACAACACUGCAGUUGUUUGUAAGGCUGAGAGGAAUUUGGGAAAGAAGAAAGUAAUUUUGUUGAGGAAGGUCAUUCCUAAUUUAAAAUGUGUCAUUUCUUAUGGGCAAGAGCACUUUUCUAUAGUCACAGAUUACAUUGGACUGCAUUUUAGUUUCUGAUAUGCUAUAGGCUCAAGUUUAAAGUAAUUUUAGUGGUCAACCCUCAGGUAUUUGCACUCCUUAAAAUGUGUUGUAUUUCAUUGAACUUGGAUGUGAUGUGUAAAUCAACAGCACUGUGCCUUAAUGAAUUUAAAUUCCUUCCAAAGUUUCUUACCUCUCAAUACAACAUAAUGCCAAACCUGUAAGCCAUUAUCUGUGUGUUUCUAUAUAUAAGAUAAUGCUAAGCUAUUUUCACUCUGUGUUUUUAUUUUACUCAUUUUUCAGAUGUCAUUAAACAUGAAUUGUGUUUUUAAUGGAA
Alosa alosa (allis shad) is the source of this 2820-nucleotide messenger RNA. RefSeq names its product acyl-CoA synthetase family member 2 (gene acsf2). Gene Ontology annotation, molecular function: medium-chain fatty acid-CoA ligase activity. The record is from RefSeq and is a predicted model, not a curated record. The coding region runs from base 246 to 2066 and encodes 606 amino acids. Gene Ontology annotation, biological process: fatty acid metabolic process. NCBI's taxonomy places the organism in Eukaryota, Metazoa, Chordata, Actinopteri, Clupeiformes, Clupeidae. The transcript is spliced from 16 exons.